AUGGAUUCUGCAAGCUCACACUUGGAUAACGAGGGCGAAGUUGAACCUAUGUAUACACAUAUUCCAAAUGACGAUGCUUUAACCCACCAAGAUGGCCCUGAAAAUGAUGUGGGUGAAACAAUUGCUGAACCAUUGACAUCUAGUUCGGAUGAAGAGUUAAACAAUGAGGAAGACAAUGUUGUAUUAUUGAAGAUGAUCGAUGGGGAUGAAAAAGUUGAAGAACCUAAACUGUCAAUGACAUUUACUUCAGUAGAGGAAGUGAGAACAUAUUAUAGGAAGUUUGCUAAGCAAGCUGGUUUUGGUGUGCUAACAAGAACCACGAAAAAAGUGCAUGGUGAACAAAGAUACCUAAUCCUUACAUGUAGUCGUGGACGCCUACAACAAACUAGCACAAGUAAGAGUUCGAAGCCAAUUCCAACAACUAAUAGAACGGGGUGUCGUGAAAGGAUUUGUGCGUCGAAAUGUGAUGAUGGAACGUGGUUUUUGAGGAAAGUUGUGCUUGAGCAUAAUCAUCAAUUAAGCCCGGGCAAAGCAAGAUUUUUUAGAUGCAAUAAGAUUAUAAAUGAUGCUACCAAAAGAAGACUCGAGCUAAAUGAUAGAACAGGAAUACGUCUGACUAAGAAUUUUAAUUCAUUGGUUGUCGAGAAUGGGGGGUUUGAGAGUCUUUCCUUUGGAGAGAGAGAUUGUAGAAAUUUUAUUAACAAGGCAAGAGAGCUUCGGCUUGGUAAAGGAGGUGCUCAAGCACUUUGUGAUUAUUUCAGUCGAAUGCAAAAGAAGAACAAUGGCUUCUAUUAUGUGAUGGAGAUGGAUGAUGAUUGUAGGUUGCAAAAUGUUUUUUGGGCUGAUGCACGAAGUCGGACAGCAUAUGAAUUCUUCGGUGAUGUUGUUACAUUUGACACGACAUAUUUGACCAAUAGAUAUGACAUGCCAUUUGCUCCUUUUGUAGGAGUGAAUCAUCAUGGUCAGUCUAUACUUUUAGGAGCAGGACUAAUAUCAAGCGAUGAUACAGACACAUUUGUGUGGUUGUUUAAAUCUUGGUUGGAGUGCAUGAACGGCCGAGCCCCAAAAGCAAUUAUGACUGAUCAGGAUAGGGCUAUGAAAAAUGCUAUAGCAAUAGUUUUCCCUGAAACUCGACAUAGAUAUUAUCUAUGGCACAUUAUGAGAAAACUUCCUGAAAAGUUUGGAGCACAUGCUAAUUUCGAUGGCAUUAAGAGUGCCCUAUAUACUUGUUUGUAUGAUUCCCAAACUUGUGAAGAAUACGAGACAAAUUGGAAAAAUCUACUAGAGAGUUAUGAUCUUCAUGAUAAUGCAUGGCUACGUGGGUUAUAUAGUGAGAAGACAUUUUGGGUGCCGACCACUUUGAAAGAAGUUGUUGAUCAAUUUGAUAGUGGUUUAAGGAGAAUGGUCGAGAAUGAGAAAAAGGCUGAUUUUGAUUCUUUUAAUCGCACGAUCCCAUGUUUAAGCCUUUCAUCUUUUGAGAAGCAAUUUCAAGAUGUUUACACAAAUGCAAAAUUCAAAGAAGUUCAUGAGCAGUUUGAGAGAGUUAUGUACUGUAAUAAUAAGGUGCUUAGAAGUGAAGGUGCGAUAUCUACCUAUGAAGUUAUUGAAUAUGUUGUUGUUUUUGGAAACCAGAUAGAAAAAACAUUUGUUGUUUACUUUAAUGAAGAUGAAUUGGAAGUGAAGUGCACAUGUGCAUUGUUUGAAUUAAGAGGCAUCUUGUGUAGGCAUUCUAUUUCUGUGUUAAUGACAAAGAAUGUGAAAACAUUACCAUCAAGAUAUAUUCUUGAUAGGUAG
Alnus glutinosa is the source of this 1794-nucleotide messenger RNA. Its product is annotated as protein FAR-RED IMPAIRED RESPONSE 1-like. Lineage: Eukaryota; Viridiplantae; Streptophyta; Magnoliopsida; Fagales; Betulaceae. Bases 1 to 1794 code for a protein of 597 amino acids. The transcript is spliced from 3 exons. Gene Ontology annotation, molecular function: zinc ion binding. The record is from RefSeq and is a predicted model, not a curated record.